AACACACUGCAUUCUUGCCAUUAGGCAGUACUUCACCCGGCGCAAGUUGUGUUCUUUUUGGAGGUUUGGAAGAAAGCAUUCUUCCUGAAUUUAGUGCUUUUUCUUGGAAACCCUAAACUUUUGAUUUUGGGAUGCUUGUCUGAAAGAGCAGACCAGUUUGAAGGACAGUGGUGCUGGUUCUUGCCAUCUCGGCGUGCUCCAUUUGCUAAGACUUUAUGGCUGAGAGCAUAGCAACAGCCCGCGCUGGAUCAUUGGUUUCAAAGCUUGAGUCCAAGAUAUGCUAUCAUAGGGAUGCAGCCCUCGAGUACAUGGAAAUCAAGGCCGUGGUUGGUGAGGUCAUAGAAGAGAAGGAGAUGCUCCAGCAUGAUUAUCAUGCACUGAAAGAUGAACUUGAGGCGGCAAAGAAAACGAUUGUGGAAGUAAACAAGGAGCUUGCAGCAGAAAAUGAGGAGACCUCUCUCAAUAAAAAGGAGUUGGAGCUUGUAAGGAAGAAGCUUCAAGACUGGGAAGCUAAGCAAAAUCUACCUGAGCUACAGAAUUGCUCUGCUUCUGAGCAUGUCCAGCCUAGUAAUAGUAAGCAGGGGCAGAAAAGAUCAAUGAGGCACCAGGAAGUGCCAUCUCAAGGACCUCUGGGAAUUGAUGCUGACAAGCCUGACCUGGCAGAAGAGCGUCCUGGGAGCAUGCUGGUAAACAACCCCAUUGUUGGCCAAACCUCAGUUGUUUCACCAAGCACAAAUGAUGACAUGGUGGCCCUGCGUGAACAUAUGAUCAAGCAAUUCCUUGAAAUCGAUAAAUACGGCGGGCGGAUCAUCGGGAUAAAGGAAAUGGGCAAACUGAAUGUGAAGGCAUUCGAGAUUGCUUGCGCUGAGAAGUUCCGUACCACAAAAGCCGCUGAUGCGUCAAGUAAGCUGUACUCACUGUGGCAGCAGCGGAUCACUGACGUAAGCUGGAAUCCCUUCAACACGGUCACGGUCGAGGGCAAUCAUCAGGAGGUUCUGAAUGUCAAUGAUGAUAAGUUGCAAGAACUGAAGAAGGAAUGGGGAGAAAGCCCCUACAAAGCUGUCAUCGAUGCGCUGAUGGAGAUGAAAGAGUACAACUGCCUAGGCGACAGGAGCACCGUCUAUGAGCUAUGGAACUACAGGGCGGACCGGAAAGCCACCCUAACGGAGUGUACUGAGUACAUGGCCGAUCGUGUGCAAGAACUCACAGCGGUCAAGCGCAGGAAGACUCGCAGGAGGAUAUGAUGGCUCCUGCAAGAUGCACUAGCAAGGAAAAGAGGUUGCCAGACCCCCUUUAGUAGUAGUUGAGCAGUAAAACUGUUGUGUGUGUGCUUUGGAUAAUUAUUAAUCUGACUGUGGCAAGAGAGGGGAAACUAUGAGAGCAAGCCCUUUUGACGUUGUUGGACCAAGUUGUAGCUUAUGACUAUCUGUACUGUUCUACCUUAUGCUCACCUCUAUCUAAAACAAUGCUACUCUGCAUUCGGAUUUCAAAAGCAGAGCAAGUGUGCUUGUAUGUUUAGGUUAUCAACUCUUAAGUCUUACUGAAGUAGUGAAGUGCAUGCAUCAA
This is a messenger RNA of Aegilops tauschii subsp. strangulata, 1566 nucleotides long. RefSeq names its product protein INVOLVED IN DE NOVO 2. Gene Ontology annotation, biological process: gene silencing by siRNA-directed DNA methylation. Lineage: Eukaryota; Viridiplantae; Streptophyta; Magnoliopsida; Poales; Poaceae. The record is from RefSeq and is a predicted model, not a curated record.